UCUACAUCCAACUACCUCUGUCCAACACCUCUCCGUAUCUCGGCGCAUCCUCUCCCACAACACGCAACCGCGCGCAUUACCUCCCAACACCCUUCAUAGCCAUGUCUUUCGUCCCCCUCAACCCCCGACCAAUGCUCCAAUCCCUCGUCAACGAAGAAGUCACCAUCCGCCUAAAAUGGGGCCAAACAGAGUACACGGGCCGGCUGGUGUCGGUGGACAGCUACAUGAACGUGCAGCUGUCGGGCGCGGAGGAGUUUGUCAAUGGGCGCAGCACGGGGAGUUUGGGGCAGGUGUUGAUUCGGUGUAAUAACGUGCUCUGGAUUUCGGGCAAGGGGGGUAAGGCGGUUGAUACGAGGAUGGAGGGUUGAGAUUCCUGAGAGAAUAAUCACAAAGCAACCCGUGAUCAAGAGGUGGAGCGAGCAGGAAAGCGACGCCGCGCCAAUGCGAUGGUUCUCGUGGGCAAGUGCUGGGAAUGGGCUCUGGGCCAGGCGGAAGGAUAUGAACAGCAGCAUCAUUCACCGCACGGAGCGGCGUGCUGUGGAGUCAGAGGGGGUGGCUGCGGCCUGCGUCUUGCGGUGCCUACGAACGGUCGGGAUGGUUGCUCCAAAAGGAUGACCGCAGAGCUCCUUUGAUAUCUGCACGAUUGGCGGGGUCAAAGGUUCGAAAGCAUCCAGUACACUGAUAUGAUAGCACGAAUCGAAAGAAUUGCAU
Molecule: messenger RNA, 711 nt
Organism: Neohortaea acidophila
Lineage: Eukaryota; Fungi; Ascomycota; Dothideomycetes; Mycosphaerellales; Teratosphaeriaceae
Product: small nuclear ribonucleoprotein F
Exons: 4
Coding region: 102-368 (88 amino acids)
Biological process (GO): mRNA splicing, via spliceosome; spliceosomal snRNP assembly
Cellular component (GO): U1 snRNP; catalytic step 2 spliceosome
Molecular function (GO): RNA binding
Source: RefSeq, a predicted model, not a curated record